AUAUUUUUCACUGCGAUAAUUUCGAAGUUUUUUCCACAAAUACGACUAUUUCUGGUGGAUGAUCAAGCCAUUCACCAGUAGUUACAUAUCUCCUAUUAGUGAGUGCGUUGGUUGUAGUGCGCAAGGACUCUCCAGACUUAUGGUCGCUCUUUUCUUCUUCGUCAUCACGGUUGCGGCGGCUGCUCCCCAAAAAGCUGUUAGGGUAGCAGGUGGUCCUUCAAAAGAUGCUGUGAUCCUUCGUUAUGAUAGUGACAACAUUGGAGUCGGACCAUAUGCUUUUGCUGUGGAAACUAGUGAUGGUCUAGUGAAAGAAGAAAGGGGUGAACUAGUCGAUGCAGGAACUAAUGAACCAUCCAGCGUAGUCCAAGGAAAAUACAGCUACCCAGGGCCUGACGGUGUCCUUUAUGAAGUAGUCUACAUUGCCGACAAAGAUGGGUUCAGGGCUCAAGGUGCUCAUCUGCCCUCUGCUGCAUAAUUCAUAAAAAAUCUGUAUAUAUUCAAGACUGAAUAAAUUAUUCAAACACUUUUAA
Molecule: messenger RNA, 530 nt
Organism: Leptinotarsa decemlineata (Colorado potato beetle)
Lineage: Eukaryota; Metazoa; Arthropoda; Insecta; Coleoptera; Chrysomelidae
Product: cuticle protein CP14.6
Cellular component (GO): chitin-based extracellular matrix
Molecular function (GO): structural constituent of chitin-based larval cuticle
Source: RefSeq, a predicted model, not a curated record